AUGAAGUAAAAGGGCGAGAGAGGCGCUACCGAAUAUUUAGAAAGAGAAAAAAUAAUGCUGGGUGGAAGCUGGAAAAAAAUAAAUAAGCAGAUGAGGCCUCGUGGAUAGAAUGUGAACUGUCUGCAUUUAUGAAGGAGAAAUAAAGAGACAGUAUUGGUAUUUUUUAUUUAUUUUUUAUUUUUUACCUGCAAUGCAGUGCCAGACUGCUCCAGCCAAUCAGAACGCAAGACAGGGAAAGAAAGGGGCGGGCUUUGAGGGCUGACGCCAGCAGAGCAUGGCAAACGGAGACAGAAAAUGUGAUUAUGAAAGUGAGAGAGCGAGAAAGAUGUUUGUGUAAGUGUGUGACAGGGAAGCGGGGGAGAGUGAGAGAGAGAGAGAGAGAGAGUCUGUUCUUGUUGGCAUAUCUCGGUGUGCAGAGUGCACAAGCUGCAGCCUCUGGUUCAUGGCUUUGGCUCUCACCUGCGAGCCUUGGCCACCACCGUCUCUCAUGGGCAUCCGAGCGUCCUGUAGACCUGAUCCCCACCCGAGGGGAGCUGCCCAGCCUGACUCAGCUCUGCAGGAGCAAGAGGAGGAGAUAUUGGGCUCUGACGAUGAAGAGCAGGAAGAUCCCAAUGACUACUGUAAAGGCGGAUAUCACCACGUGAAGAUCGGUGACCUGUUCAACGGCCGGUACCAUGUGAUCCGCAAACUGGGCUGGGGGCAUUUCUCCACUGUGUGGUUGGCAUGGGAUAUCCAAGGAAAGCGCUUUGUGGCUAUGAAGGUAGUGAAGAGUGCAGAGCAUUACACUGAAACAGCCCUGGAUGAGAUCAAGCUCCUGCGCGCGGUGCGAACCUCGGACCCAAACGACCCCAGCGGAGAGAAAGUAGUGCAGCUGCUGGACGACUUCAAGGUCUCAGGUGUCAACGGCACUCACGUGUGCAUGGUUUUCGAGGUCCUCGGUCACCAUUUACUCAAGUGGAUCAUCAAGUCCAACUACCAGGGUUUGCCCUUACCCUGUGUUAAAAGCAUCAUCCGGCAGGUUUUGCAAGGUCUAGACUAUCUGCACACAAAAUGCAAAAUCAUCCACACAGACAUAAAGCCAGAGAAUAUCUUAAUGACCGUCGAUGAGUCAUACAUCAGGAAGCUGGCGGCCGAGGCCACCGAGUGGCAGAAAUCUGGAGCUCCUCCACCAUCCGGCUCAGCAGUAAGCACAGCUCCAGCUCCAAAGCAGAUGGCCAAAAUGUCUAAAAACAAGAAGAAGAAACUAAAGAAGAAGCAGAAGCGGCAGGCCGAGCUGCUUGAGAAACGCAUUCUGGACAUCGAAGGACUAGAGAAAGGAAACGAAGGGGGCGAGGAGGAGGAGGACGAGGAAACGGAAACACCUGACACGACUCCGUCACUACCCAACAGUCAGACCCUGCAGGAAAUCACAGCCGAGACCACCCUGGUAGACGGAGUUCCCGAACCCUGGUCCCAGCACAGAGAAUGCUCCUUGGACGUAAACUUCACUGGCCAGCACCCCGAGGACGAGAAGCCUGCUGACGUGCAGCAGCAAGACAAGGACGAAACUCCCAUCAACCCUUACGGGAAUGUCCCAGAGGAGGCGGAGACCCAGCCCGUUAACCCCUACCCAGUGUGCAACGGGACGACGCCCUGCGAUCCAGGCUGUCCUGAUGGUAAUGGACCUUUGCUUUGUGACGCGUUUGAGUCGCAGCAGAAACAGCAGGCGUUGGACACAAAGAAGCUGAGCACUUGUAACGCAGGGAGAGGUUUUGAGAUGGCGUCGAGAGCCAACAAGGAGGCGGAGCCCAGCUCACAGGCAGGCCCUGACGUAGAUGACGUUAAGCUCGCUGCAGGGAACCUCCUGGUGAACCCGCUGGAACCCCUGAACGCUGACAAGAUCCAGGUGAAAAUCGCUGACCUGGGCAACGCCUGUUGGGUGCACAAACACUUCACGGAUGACAUUCAGACACGGCAGUAUCGUUCUCUGGAGGUGCUAAUCGGUUCAGGCUACAGCACACCAGCAGACAUCUGGAGCACAGCAUGCAUGGCAUUUGAAUUGGUGACAGGGGAUUACCUGUUUGAACCUCAUUCCGGAGAUGAUUACUCUAGAGAUGAAGAUCACAUUGCACUGAUCAUUGAACUGUUGGGCAAAAUUCCUCGCAAACUCAUCAUCAACGGCAAAUAUUCAAAGGACUUCUUCACUAAGAAAGGUGACCUCAGGCACAUCACUAAGCUGAAGCCCUGGGGGCUUCUGGACGUCCUGGUGGAGAAGUACGAGUGGCAGAAAGAGGAGGCGCAGAGUUUCAGCAGCUUUCUCAUCCCCAUGCUGGAUCUGAUUCCUGAGAAAAGAGCUACGGCUGCUGAGUGCCUCCGCCACGCCUGGCUAGCAUCGUAGUAGCCCCGGAGGAAGGGGAACACACAAAACAAACACACAAACAAACACAUACACACACAGAUACUUGCCUCUAAUAAGGCCUAACAGUCUGGUCAAACGGCACACUUCUGUUCAUGAUGGAACAUGAAAGGGUCCAAUCAAAUAGAUACCUAUUUAUUUCUUGUAAUGUCCCUUUUCUUAUGUACCGGGUGCAGUUUUAAUGUUUUUUGAUUAUUAUUUUUUUUCUCUUUCUUGUGCGUGUGCUGACAGCGUCUAACAACAUGCUUUGUUUUGUUUGAAGGGUAAAAUAGCAGUUUAACAAUACGAGUUAAAAAAUAAUAAUAAAUUCUGUGUAUUUGCUUUAGUCCUAAUCAGUGUUUUUAACAGCCAGCCAGCCAGCCAGCCAUGCUCAACCUGCAAUACUGAAGAAAAGCACAGGUGUCCUGUCUCUGCUGUAAAAAAAGGUUGCUUAAUUUUUCUGUUUUUCUUUCUUUUUCUUUUUCUUUUUUUCUAGAUAGUUUUCCCCAUUACAGCACAGGCUGCAUGAGACAUACGAAUGGUUUACUGUAUGCUGAGAACGAUGGCCUGGCUGUAAAUGGACAUUUAUAUUGUAAAUUAUGAUGUGAAUUUGCAGCUUAAUGAUUUCCAACUAAGCGUGUAUCACUUUGUCAUAUGUAACUUUAAAAAAAAAAAAAAAAAAAGGAGAAAGAUGUUAAAGAAAAAAUAUAACAGUAACACAAAAGCGCACAACUUUGGAACGUUUCGAACUGUCGGUGUGUUUAAAAAGCAAAACAAAAAAAAAACAGUUUCACUUGUACAGCGUGGAAAAGGUGAACGUCGUCUUGCGUUGUUUUGUACAUACAUGUACCAAAGAGUUGGCGCUCUCCUUCAGUGUCAGUAUUGUUGCGUUCAUGCAUUGCUUUCCUCAACGGCUUGAUGGCAAUGUUUGAGAAACCAAUACAAAGAUGCCUUGAUAAACGCUUCUCUGGGUUUCCGGGAUUCUCUCACUGAUGAUGUUCAAAGCAGGACCGGACCGGUGUGAUCUCUUUUUUUUUUUUAAAUGUGUAAAUGAACGUAGGGUAAUUUUAUUGUGAAGGACCUGGACCUCUGCUUGCUCUUCUUUUGUAUUGAAAGACUUUUACUGUUGGCCUUUUCCAGUUUCCACAAGCACGUCCGUUUCUCUCUUCUUUUUUUUCCCUCUCAGCCGCUAUUGCUUUCUAUUGUUCGCCGCUUCAGUAAAAUCCUUUCUGUAGUUGUUAUGAAUAAAGACUUUAAAGUCACA
Molecule: messenger RNA, 3638 nt
Organism: Clarias gariepinus (North African catfish)
Lineage: Eukaryota; Metazoa; Chordata; Actinopteri; Siluriformes; Clariidae
Gene: srpk1b
Product: SRSF protein kinase 1b
Exons: 15
Coding region: 443-2377 (644 amino acids)
Biological process (GO): protein phosphorylation; regulation of mRNA processing; spliceosomal complex assembly
Molecular function (GO): protein kinase activity; ATP binding
Source: RefSeq, a predicted model, not a curated record